This is a messenger RNA of Metarhizium brunneum ARSEF 3297, 672 nucleotides long. RefSeq lists its product as uncharacterized. The record is from RefSeq and is a predicted model, not a curated record. Lineage: Eukaryota; Fungi; Ascomycota; Sordariomycetes; Hypocreales; Clavicipitaceae.
AUGGCAUCUUCCAGAGCCCUGGCUCUUGCAUUGCUAGCUCUCCUCAAGGCUUGCAAUGCCAACGACCGCGGUAGCACCCCGACGCCUACCGUCACGACAGCGCCCAUCUUUAUACCGUACUACAGCGAAGAACAAUGGUCUGCUGUACGGGGUAGUAUCGUCUCGAUGAACCAGACGGCAACCCAAACGACAUACACUAUUUUUUGUCCCACAGCGACUCAGGUUGCUUGCGACCUGUCGCUUGAAUUCCCGUUCAUUAUCGUCGAGGGCCCAAGCACCCUCAAGUUCCACGGCACCUUGACCUCCACAUACAUUGCUGAUCUUGAAUGCAACAUGAAGGGCACUACCGCAGCCACAUGCUCCGGCUAUUCCAGCUACUGCUCCGGCUAUACCAACGGCAAAUACACCGGACCGACAGAGGUAUCAUGGACAUCAACGUUGACCGGAUCCAACAUCCAUUGGGGCACUCUCACCCUCGCCGAUAAGCCGUCGGAGACGGACGAUUCGCUCGAAGUGACGGCGACCAAUAUCGCUGUGCCGACGGUGCCUUCAUCCCAAACGUAUAAUUCCACUCCGACACAAACGGGCGGUGGCGACAACCUGCACUCAAGUCGAAGUUGGGCUCCAACGACGGCGCUGUUGAGCAUAUUUGCUAGUGUCGUCAUUAUGUAG